Molecule: messenger RNA, 1092 nt
Organism: Miscanthus lutarioriparius
Lineage: Eukaryota; Viridiplantae; Streptophyta; Magnoliopsida; Poales; Poaceae
Source: the annotation of a GenBank genome assembly
AUGCAUCUGAGCGCGAACGAGGGGAUCGAGGGCGUGCGGUUCGCCGUGACGGGCGGGCAGGGCUUCGUCGGAGCUGCCCUCUGCCUCGAGCUGCUCCGCCUUGGUGCCCGCGAGGUCCGGUCCCUCGACCUCCGCGCCUCCUCCUCCUGGUCCCAGCAGCUCCUCGACGCCCGUCCGCACCAUCCAAGGAGUGAUAAAAGUACUCGUCUUUAUACAUGUGCAAUUCGCCCUGCUGCUAUAUAUGGACCAGGUGAAGAGCGUCAUCUUCCAAGAAUCCUGUCCCUUGCAAAGUUGGGAUUAGCAUUCUUCAAGAUUGGGGGCCCAGAUGUCAAGACAGAUUGGGUGUAUAUAGAUAAUUUAGUUCUUGCUCUGAUAGUGGCAAGCAUGGGACUUUUAGAUGACAUUCCUGACAGGAAGGGAACCCCUGUAGCAGCUGGUCAGGCGUAUUUCAUCUGCGACGGAUCACCAUGCAAUACUUUUGACUUUAUCAUCAAGCCCUUAUUUCAAAGUUUGGAUUAUUCCAUUCCUCAAGUGAUGCUGGAUACCUCUGUUGCCCUUGCCAUUUCAAGAAUAUUUUUAUUCAUAUCUACACUGUUCUAUCCAUGGCUUGAUAGUAAAUGGAUGCCUCAGCCUUUAAUUCUCCCUGCUGAAGUGUAUAAGGUUGGUGUUACACACUACUUUUCGUUCUUGAAAGCUAGAGAGGAACUCGGCUAUGUACCUAUGGUGAGGCCUCACGAAGGCUUAGCUGCGACAAUCUCAUAUUGGAAGAACCGGAAGAGAAGGGAACUGGAUGGCCCGACCAUAUUUACUUGGUUGGCUGUAACAAUUGGAAUGCUGGCUGUGUUUUCUGCUGCUUGUCUUCCACCAGUCGGCCCAUUGAAAUGGGUGCUCGACAUCCAUCUGUUUGUUUUUCGCUCGAUGCUUGUGAUCCGGCUGGUCUUGGUGAUAGCAAUUGCAUUGCAUUUUGGCGAAGCCGUGUAUGCCUGGUUCUUGGCGAAAAAAGUUGAUCCAAGGAAUGCCACUGGGUGGUUUUGGCAAACCUUUGCUCUAGGGUUAUUUUCUCUCCGGUAUCUUCUCAAGAGAGCAAGGUGA